This is a messenger RNA of Danaus chrysippus (African queen), 291 nucleotides long. The record is from the annotation of a GenBank genome assembly. Lineage: Eukaryota; Metazoa; Arthropoda; Insecta; Lepidoptera; Nymphalidae.
AUGAUACAUGUUCGCGCGUCGUUUGUAGUUACUAGGAGGCGCUGCAACACGAGCAUCACCCGCGCCAAACCAACGGAUUGUGUAAACGCGCGCCACUCGCUCGCCGCUCCGUUGGCGUCGAGCGCGGGCGGAGGGGGGAGGAGACGGGAAGACGGGGGGCGCGGGGGGACAACGGGCGACACGGAGUACGGCGAGCGCGGGGGCGACCGGGGGGACCGACAGGCGGGAGGGCGGGGGAGGGGGUCACCUCACGCACACACAUACACACCGUCCCAUACCUCUCAUUACUAA